Amaranthus tricolor (Joseph's coat) is the source of this 1013-nucleotide messenger RNA. RefSeq lists its product as uncharacterized. Lineage: Eukaryota; Viridiplantae; Streptophyta; Magnoliopsida; Caryophyllales; Amaranthaceae. Gene Ontology annotation, cellular component: Shu complex. Bases 117 to 551 code for a protein of 144 amino acids. The record is from RefSeq and is a predicted model, not a curated record. Gene Ontology annotation, biological process: double-strand break repair via homologous recombination. The transcript has 5 exons.
UCGAUUUUCUUUUCCAUUCUGUCACUCACCCUAUUUAUAGUUCCAAGGGAAUCAAAAACCCCGCCCGUUGAAUCCAGGCAAUUUUCUGCUCAGAGGAAGAAAAUCGAUCCACGAAAAUGAGAGCAAGUACAAUGGUGGCGGAAGCAAUUUGGAAAGGAAUUGAGUCAACUCGUUCAGUGACUGAUGAUCAACUGGGAGUAUUGCACUUUUUGUUUGGGAGAAACUUUGAGCGAGCUACAAGGAUUGUGGAUCAACGUGGUGUUAAGAGACUCUAUGGAGUACCCAGUGGUCGAACCAUUUUUCAGGUUGUUGGAGAAUCUCGGAAGAAAGAAGAAUAUUUAUGCUUUGCAGAGAAUUACUGUGGGUGCUACUCAUUUUUUUAUGACAUUGUGAACAGAGGGGAACAACUUUGUUUGCUGAUGAUGUUUAAAACCAGGAUAAAUGGAAAACAACCUCUUUUUGUCAUCUCUAACAAGGGUGAGGUUGCGCAUAUCCCUGACCCCCCAAAACCCCGAUUAGUUGGGAGCCACUUGGAUGUGUACGAGUCCUAGAAAUAACAGUUUGUGAUUGUGUUGUUAGUGUAAGCACCAGUUGGCGGCGAGACUUGCUUCAUGUUUAGGAGUAUGUAUAGAAGUCAAGCUUCCUGAUGAAGAGAUUGCUAUGUUGCUCUCAAAGCUGUGACUGCACUGCUUUUUUAUUCUUCUAUCAGUGAUUUGAGACUGGAGUAGCUGCUUCUUAAGCUAAUUCAGGUGAUCUUGCUAUAAACCUUAAGCAUUAGAUAGUAAUCUUGCUGAACCUUGAGCAUUAGAUAGCUGAUAAGAAUUUCAGAAGUCUUGUCUAGUUUCGAAUAUUUCGGUUUUAUGCAUGAAGAUGAAUCAUUAUCGUAAUUUAUAUCCUUGCUAGUAACAUUUAUAGUUCUUUGAUUGCGAAUGUUAAUAGUGAAAUAGCUUUUAAAUUAUGUGUACCUUUCAUUUUUAUGAAGUUAUAAACGAUUUGGUAUCAACAAUUGACAA